Molecule: messenger RNA, 2469 nt
Organism: Funneliformis caledonium
Lineage: Eukaryota; Fungi; Glomeromycota; Glomeromycetes; Glomerales; Glomeraceae
Source: the annotation of a GenBank genome assembly
AUGGGAUUUGUUAAAGCCGCUUCUCUCGACUUUGUAGAAGUCCAACUUCACAGUACUAAAGCAGAUAUUUAUCCGAAAUUUGAGCUUGAUAUUACUAAUGAAAAUCUUACGAUCGAAAUAUGUGCGGACACAUUCCAAACAUUAUUGAAUAUGGUUAAUCAUUUAAACCCAAAAGCAGAAGAUCCGGAAAAGGGACGAAAAGCUCCUCAUAUAACAACUGAUCCUGUUGUCCAAAAUAUGCUAGCGAACUUGGAUGAGUAUGCCUUUGAUUCAAAAUCAAAAUCUCGUGCCAAACCCGCAAUAAUCGACGACAAUAAGAUAUCAAAAAUCUCCCGGAAUUCAGCUUCCACUUUAGAGUUUAUCGAGGAAUAUUAUGCGAUAGAAGGAAAUGAAUCAGAUGAGUUGGAUACUCACACUUUUGAACAUCCCGUGGGAUAUGAUGACAAUGAAGGUGUUUUGGUUGAACAGCCACUAUUUGCUGCUUCCGCGACAAAUAAAAGUAAUGAGGAUUUAACCGAAUUAGAAAAUUCGGAAGAAGAAGAUAAUCGUAGGGAUGAUAAAGUUAAAAGGCUGGAUUCUCCUACUAUAGAAUUUGUGGAUGAUCAUUUUUCUAUACCUAAUGCAAACGAACCCGAGAAUUCCUAUAUUCAGGAGUUACCAAAAAGUUUGACCCGGAUUAGACUGAGAGAUUUUAAUCUCGUAUGCAAGUUACAUGAAGGUUAUGAUUGGGAACGUAGUAGAAAGGAAGCGCUGGAUUCUUUGGCACGCGCAAAUUCUCAAGCCAAGAAUGUAAAUGUUGUGGAGACAGGAACAACGUCUGGUUCUUCGAUUGGAGAAACAAGUAGUUAUCCUUCAUUAGAAGAGAAUAAUAUAUAUAGUCAUAUUUACAACGCUCAGUAUAGAAAUUCAGAUUAUGACGUAACAUCUGAAGUCGAUUACAUGGACGAUUAUAGUGAUACUGCUAGUCAAGUUAGCUCACGAUUGGAUCCUGACAAUACGAAUAUUCGAGAGGGUAAACGGUCCGAGCAUUCAAAUCGUCGAUCUCGGCCAAAGUUAAGUCGCUCAAGCUCUAGCAAAAUUGACAUAAAACUUGAAAAAGUGAAUUUGGAAUUCGAUAUUUUUCCCGAUGACAAUUUAUUAGCUUUUAGGCUGUUGCUUCUUGUCCGAGAUAUAGAAAUUCUAGACAACAUAAAGACAUCUGCGUGGAAUAAGUUUUUAUCGCAUAUGCGCCCGGAUAAUAAUACUAGUCCACGUGAGAGUAAAUCAAACAUGAUUAGGUUAGAAUUAAAUAGCGUUCGUCCUACUCCAACUGAUGCUUCUGAAGAGUUACGAAUAAAGGCACGAUUUUUACCGCUAAGGUUUUAUAUUGAUCAAGAUGCCCUUCAAUUCUUGAUUCGAUUCCUUUCUUUUCAAGAUUCUACCAUUGAAAAACCUCCGCAGGUGGAAGACGAUACUUAUUUCCAAUCUUUUGAGAUACAUCCAAUUAAAAUGAAGGUCGAUUAUAAACCAAAGCACAUUGAUUAUACUAAUUUGAAGGAAGGUAAUUUAGUUGAAUUGAUGAACUUUUUCCAUUUUGAGGCUGCGGAAAUGACCUUAAGUAAUGUCAAGUUGACAGGGGUUAAAGGAUGUCAACGUCUAUUUGAGGAAUUGGGUGCAGCAUGGUUACCACAUAUAAAGAGCACUCAAGUGCCCAACGUAGUAUCUGGUGUGGCUCCAAUACGUUCGUUAGUUAAUUUAGGUUCGGGUGUUGCUGAUCUUAUUCUCUUACCAAUUGAACAAUAUAAGAAAGAUGGUAGGAUUAUUAGAGGUUUACAAAAGGGGACAGAGUCUUUUGCACGAGCUACAACUAUGGAAGCAAUCAGAUUUGGUACCAAACUUGCGGUUGGAACGCAGAUUUUGCUUGAACAAGCCGAUGAAAUUCUUUCUUUCGAAUCUCAAACUGGCACCAACACAAGGAGUAGUACUAAUCCUACAAUAAGUACCAUAGAUGAGGAGUUUGAUAGCGAAGAAGACAAUAUUAAGGAAUUAAUAAGCAAAUACGCUGAUCAGCCAGCAGAUUUGAAUGAAGGCAUUGAAGCAGCUUAUAAGAGUUUACGAGCAAAUAUCGGUACUGCAGCUCAUACAAUAUUUGCUGUACCUAUGGAGGUAUAUGAAAAGACUGGAACCCAAGGAACGGUCAAGGCUGUGAUACGAGCAGUUCCUGUUGCUGUUUUAAAACCUAUGAUUGGAGCUUCUGAGGCUGUAUCGAAGACGUUGCUUGGAUUACGAAAUACAAUUGAUCCCAAUAAGAAAUUACAAAUGGAAGAUUCAUCGAUCCUCAUUUCAGAGUCAACGGAUCUUUAUCGAGAAACUGUAACUGGAAAAUUCCAUAAGCUACCAAAACAGGAGUUCCUGAUGUGCCUUCUGGAGAACCACUUUUCACAGACAUCCCUAGGUGACGUUGAUGAUGGUAACGGUGAUAUGGCUUGA